GGCUCCUUCGCCCGGGCUGCCUCCGCGCCUCCCUCGCCUUCUUAAUCCGGAGCCCCGCGGGCUGCUGCUGCUGCCACCGAUCGGGGGCUGGGAACGACGCGAUGCCGGCGCCCUACACGCGGAUCGUGGGCCGUGGAGCCUUCUUGCUUCGGAGAUGGUCUGCUGUGCCGGUGCGUUGGGCCCACACGCCACGUGUACUCCACGGCGACUUGGCCAAACUGUCCAGCCGGGCUCAGGAGUUUGUUGAGCAAGGGGUGCGACUCUGCCAGCCGGACAGCCUCCACAUCUGCGACGGGACGGAAAAGGAGAACACCAAAAUCUUGAAUUUCCUAGAAUCGGAAGGCAUCAUCAAGCCGUUGACAAAAUACGAGAACUGCUGGUUGGCGAAAACUGACCCGAAGGAUGUCGCUAGGGUGGAGAGCCGGACGGUUAUCGUCACGGAGGACCAGAGAGACACGAUUCCUGUCACAGCUCCGGGGGUCAAGGGUCAGCUGGGCAACUGGAUGAACCCCAAAACCUUUCAAGAGGCAGUGGACGAUCGGUUCCCUGGUUGCAUGAAAGGGCGCACCAUGUAUGUCAUACCCUACAGCAUGGGCCCACUUGGUUCGCCACUGUCCAAAAUCGGAAUCCAGCUGACAGAUUCGGCCUACGUGGUCGCCAGCAUGCGAAUCAUGACGCGAAUGGGGGCGGCGGCCCUCCGCACGCUCGGGGACGGGGAGUUCGUCAAAUGCCUGCAUUCGGUGGGGCGGCCCUUGCCCCUUAGUGAAGACCUCGUGAACAACUGGCCUUGCAAUCCGGAGAAGACCUUAAUCGCCCACGUGCCGAACCGCCGAGAGAUCGUGUCUUUUGGCAGCGGCUACGGGGGCAACUCCCUGCUGGGGAAAAAAUGCUUUGCCCUCCGCAUCGCUUCUUGCAUCGCCAAGGAUGAAGGCUGGCUGGCCGAGCACAUGCUGAUUCUGGGACUCACCAACCCAGAAGGAAAGAAGAAAUAUGUGGCGGCCGCCUUCCCGAGUGCGUGUGGAAAGACCAAUUUAGCCAUGAUGAAUCCUACCUUGCCAGGCUGGCGCGUGGAAUGCGUUGGGGACGAUAUUGCCUGGAUGAAGUUCGACAGCGAAGGUUGCCUGCGUGCCAUCAACCCUGAGAACGGCUUUUUCGGGGUAGCCCCAGGAACAUCCACUCGGACCAACCCGAAUGCCAUGCACACCAUCCAACGUAACACCAUCUUCACCAACGUGGCCGAGACCAGCGAAGGCGGGGUCUACUGGGAGGGCAUCGAUCAGAGGAUUCCGGAAGGGGUCACCAUCAGCACCUGGCAAGGAAAACCUUGGAAACCAGGGGACCCACAACCUGCUGCUCAUCCAAAUUCCCGCUUUUGUGCCCCAGCUCGGCAGUGUCCCAUUAUGGAUCCGGAUUGGGAAUCCCCCCAAGGGGUCCCCAUCGAUGCCAUCAUCUUUGGGGGCAGGAGACCGGCAGGGGUGCCUUUGGUGUACGAGGCCUUCAACUGGCGCCAUGGGGUCUUCGUGGGCAGCGCCAUGCGGUCGGAGUCCACGGCGGCGGCUGAGCACAAAGGCAAGGUCAUCAUGCACGACCCGUUCGCCAUGCGUCCGUUCUUCGGCUACAACUUCGGCCGCUACCUGGAGCACUGGUUGGGCAUGGAAGGGCGGAAGGGCGCCCGCCUUCCCAAGAUUUUCCACGUCAAUUGGUUCCGGAAAGAUGCCGCCGGGAACUUCCUGUGGCCAGGCUUCGGGGAGAAUUCCCGAGUCCUGGACUGGAUCUUCCGCCGCGUGGACGGAGAAGAAAGCGCGAAGGAGACGCCCAUCGGGUAUGUCCCCAAGGAAGGUGCCUUAGACCUCUCAGGCCUAAGCCAGGUGAGCUACUCGGAGCUCUUCUCGCUGCCCAAGGAAUUCUGGGAACAAGAGGUCCGAGAAGUGAGACAAUACCUGACGGAACAAGUGCCUGAGGAUUUACCCAAGGAAGUCUUGAAACAGCUGGAAGCCUUGGAGACCCGGGUGAAGAAAAUGUGAGGAACCUCAACCGUAGAAGACGUCCCACAAAAGACCAAAGAUUCUUCCCCUGUUUUUCGGAGCGGGGGGAGGUGGAGGGGGGGAGAGGAGAUAUCAGGGGCCUUGUUUACACAAAUAUCCAUUCCUCUUUUCUUACCAGCUAAGUCGCUUUAGUCUCAUAUCACGUUUCCAAGGUCAGCUUGAGGGCCACCCAACGUUCUUUGGGCGUGCCUUCCUUGACAGCGGAGUCACCUUGCUUUGAUACCUCUGUUUCGCUCCCUUCCUCCGUGGCGGUCCUUCUUUCAGCUCUCUGUUUCGCUCCCUUCCUCCGUGGCAGUCCUUCUUUCAGCUCUGGGAAAACGGGAUUGGGGGGGGGUGGACUUUCAUUUUACGACAUCAUAAUGGAUGGUGUGGUGCCUUCUGAGAAAUUGAUUCUUCUCCGCACUUCUUCUCCGUAGCUGUUCCAGAGGGGCUUUUGGGUCUUUGGCCAGCUUUCUUUUUUCAUUAAAAAAAAAAACUUGGGAGAGAGGGAAUAAGGAAAGAUGGGGGUUGGGGGGGGAGACAUUUAAAAUGAAAGCAGAAGGUAAUUGCAAGAUUUAUCUCCCAUGCUUAUAUUUCUGGAGGCAGAAACAGAGUUAUGCAUGAGACCUGCUCAGGGUUAUUGUGAUCAGGGCAACAGUUCCAUUGAAACAUAGCACAAAAUAACAGUUGGAAGGGAACUUGGAGGUCUUCUAGUCCAGCCCCCUGCACGGAAAGCAUGAAAUCCUUUACCAUUUCAGACAAACGAUUGUCCCAGUCUCUUCUUUAAAAUCUCUCUGUUGGAGCAGCCACAACUUCUGGGGGCAAGGAGUUCCACAGGUUAAUUGUUCUCACUGCCAGAAAAUUUCUCUUUAGUUCUAAGUUGCUUCUCUCCUUGAUUAGUUUCCACCCAUUGCUUCUUGUCCUGCCUUCAGGUGCUUUGGAGAAUAGCUUGACUCCCUCUUCUUUGUGGCAGCCCCUCAAAUAUUGAACACUGCCAUCACAUCACCCCUAAUCUGAGCAACAUUAACCCCAGAUUGCCCAGCUCUUAAGCAAACCAGAAUUGUGUGGUUAUAUGUCGGAGUUUUCUUUCUAUUAAUUAAAAAUAAAACAGUCCAGAUCCAUUUGUAUUUUCAAUCCUGUCUCACAGUACUGCAGCAUUCCUACCAACUUUAGAAAAUUUGUCCGUGUUUUAAAACAUGGGAGGGCACAAAUUUUGAUUUUUAUAACAUCGAUAAAAAUUGUCAAUGGGAAGAGUGGUGAGCCCAAAGACAAAAGUCUAGAGAAAUUACAUGAUUUGCUAACCAAGUCUUGCGAAGUGGACCUAGAAUAAUAAAAGAUGAAUAAUUUUUCUCCUUUCAAACAAGCUAAAUUUACAUUGGCUUGAGGAGUAUCAAUAAUGUUGUCGAAAUGUUUAACUUGUCCAUUCCUCUGACGAGAAUGCAACUUGGGUGCUAUGACUCUUUCAUCAGUGUGGCCUUAGAGUAAAAAGCUACCUUGUAGGAUUGUUGUGAGGACUAAUAAGAUGGGGAGUAAGAUAAUGCCAUUAUUACCAUCCUUGGAUGGGAUUCGGAUCAGGGUGAGGGAUUGGUGCCUUUUAAUAUUGCAUUGCUAUUGAAAUCAUGGGAAUCCUGUUUAGAUCAAGUUUUUCAUAACAUCAUGGAUGCUUCAAGAUUUGUGGAGUUCAACUCCCAGAAUUCCCCAGUCAACAUGGCUGACUGAGGAAUUCUGGAAGUUGAAGUCCAAACAUCUUAAAGCAUCCAUGUUUGAAAGACACAAGUUUAAAUUGCAUUGUUUUCAUGACAUCACAACAAUGCAAGCAAUAGCCAAUGAAGAAGUUUUAGCCUAAUGAAUAUGUUAAAUCCAGCGAGGGGAAUAAAUUAUAAAGUGUGCAUGCUCCUUAAACGCUAAAAUGAUGAACCUGUUAACACUUAAUCAGCUGAGAAUGUUAAUAGGUAGCUAUUACAUGGAGCCUUUAAUUGGUGCUCCAUGUGAAAGUCAAUUUUCUUCUUACUUGUCUACAUUCCUUGUCUAUCUAGAUUACAUAUAACGGGUUUAUAUGUCUUGCCUUUUUAAAAUUGCCAAUAAUGUGCUGUAUUUUACCAUUGUGAUGAGAAGGACACACUGCCAAAGAAACAAGAAAAGACCAAGAAAAAUAAAAAUGGUCAAUAUUUUUGGGUAGGGUUGUUACGACAGCAUUUUGACCAGAAACAAGACAGCAUCUGCAAACAAACAAACAAAUAAACAAACAAACUAGAAAAGUUACAAGAUUAACUGAAAUUUAAUUGAUGUGCGUGGCAGGGAAGAUUCUGAAACA
This is a messenger RNA of Notechis scutatus (mainland tiger snake), 4338 nucleotides long. It is a transcript of the gene PCK2, whose product is annotated as phosphoenolpyruvate carboxykinase 2, mitochondrial. Gene Ontology annotation, biological process: gluconeogenesis; cellular response to insulin stimulus; oxaloacetate metabolic process. Gene Ontology annotation, molecular function: phosphoenolpyruvate carboxykinase (GTP) activity; manganese ion binding; GTP binding. Lineage: Eukaryota; Metazoa; Chordata; Lepidosauria; Squamata; Elapidae. The record is from RefSeq and is a predicted model, not a curated record. Gene Ontology annotation, cellular component: cytosol.